This is a messenger RNA of Hyphopichia burtonii NRRL Y-1933, 4633 nucleotides long. RefSeq lists its product as uncharacterized. Lineage: Eukaryota; Fungi; Ascomycota; Pichiomycetes; Serinales; Debaryomycetaceae. The transcript has 2 exons. The coding region runs from base 1 to 4599 and encodes 1532 amino acids. Gene Ontology annotation, cellular component: nucleolus. Gene Ontology annotation, biological process: maturation of LSU-rRNA from tricistronic rRNA transcript (SSU-rRNA, 5.8S rRNA, LSU-rRNA); maturation of 5.8S rRNA from tricistronic rRNA transcript (SSU-rRNA, 5.8S rRNA, LSU-rRNA). The record is from RefSeq and is a predicted model, not a curated record.
AUGAGGGAACACUCUUCGAAUGUUGAUUCAGCCUUGUUGGAAAAGUUCUACCAGGUGAAAAGCCCGCAGCAGGUGCUUGAGUUUGUUGCUGCGUCGAAUUUACCCAAGAUUAUCUCCAAUUGGAGUUAUUUCAUCUCCAUCAACGACCAUUCCCAGUUCUUAAGAAUCACCAAUAAAUUGAGUGAGUUCACCGGGUUGGUUAACUCGGUAUUCAAUGAUAACAAUGACGACUUGUCCAAUAAACUAGCCAUCUUAGAAUAUAAACAAGCAUUCACCGAUUGUUAUUUGGAUAUGUUGAACAAUCAUACAAAAAUUUUCAUGAAAUGUCUCAAUAAUAGACCAAACUUGAUUAAUCCUAUUCUUUCGUUGUUGACUAACGUUAUCGAGUUCCCGAACUAUAUCAUUGUCAACGAUGUUCUCAAUAACUUUGACUUUAACUCAUCCUUCCUAACAAAAUUACCAAGUAACUCAAAUAAACUGGUUCGAAGUAAAUUUAUAAUAUUCUGGUUCAAGUUAUGCUCAAUUACUAACUCUUUUAUAAGAAAAGAUUUGCUACUCAUAUCAAAGUUGAUGAAUAAUAUAUGGAAGUCGUUAGAAGAAGACUCUGCCGAGUCAUUAUCAGUAAUCAUUAGUUUCAUAAAUGAUAAAAUUUGUCACGAUAUAAAUUUUAAAAAAUCAACAAAGUCAAAAAUCUUAAAUGAAAAUUUCUUACAUAAAUUUUCCUUGCUUUUGAAUAAAAUCGAUCAACCGGUCUAUUCAACUUGUCAAAAAGAGUACCAUGAUUUAUUUAAUCUUUUGGUUACGGAUUUAACCUAUGGGUUGAGGUUCCCAAUUAACAAUAAUGGGAUCGACUUAUCAAUCAAUAAUAAAAAUUUCAAAUUGAAUAAUAAAGUCAUUUACACUUUGUUAACUUUCUUGAAACCUUGGGAAUCUCAUUCUCAUUUGAACCUAUGUAUCGCUAUACUAUCCUCGAAUCUUGAAUUGAUUGCUCCUUACUCCAACUGGAUUGUUGCCAAUGGUGGUGGGUACCAUGAUCCCUCUUUGACUAGUUGGUGGAUUGGCCACACUUUAUUGUACUCGAGGAUCUUAUCAAUUCCAAAUCUUUCCAAAGCUGAUCAAAUCUCUUUGGCUCCUUUAUCAAAAUCUUCCCUUAUGAAAUGUUUGGAGCUGAAAAAUUUACUAAUUGUUCAACUCUCUUUACAAUUGAUUUUCUUACAAUUAAACCAUUUAUCUAAUGUGGAUUCUACCGUUAUUGAAAUCGUAUUGGGUAACUUCCCUAACUUAUCAUAUUUCACUAAUUUUCUCAAUCAUGAAAAUAAAAUCAUCAAAUUAACAAUCUCAAUGAUUUUAUCAAGCUUUGAAAAAUUUAAAUCUUCAAAUAUUUCAAUUCCUUUAUCAGAUUUGAACUUGGAAAAUAAAUAUGAUUUGAUCUUAUUAAAUAACUACUUAUCAAUCCAAUCAAAAGAUUUUAAAUGGUUCAAUAAAAGUCAAAGUUCAAAUUCAUUCUUCACUAAUUUGUUAAAAUUAGGUAAUUCAAAAUUAUUUUCAAAAAUUUUCCUCAUCUUAUCAAAUUUGACUAAAGAUACUUUGAUUUUCAAUUCAAAUUUAAUCGAAUCUCCCUUAAUCCCCUUGAUUUUACUGGGGAUUCCAAAUAAUGAGGUCGCUAAGUUGAUUGAUGAAACCAUCUCAAGGUCAAUCAAAUUUCCUUAUAAAUAUCUUGAUAUUUCUCAUCAAAAUCAUAAUGACUUGAGUUUGUUUAUCAUUGUCUUAUUUGAACAAUUGAACUAUAUCGAGAGAACCCCUGAAAUUCAGGAUUGGCUUGAUGAUUUAUGUGGGAAGUUAGUCCUUAUCGGUGAAUCAGAAAUUGAAUUGAAAAAAUUAAACCCUUCAACUAAAAUUAAGUUGGAAAAUAUCAAUCAACCAAUUUCCAAAUUUCAAUUCGGAAACUUGUUCUAUAAAUUGAAUAAUUGUUCAAAUGAAAAAGAGAUUAUGGAUAACUUUUUAAAAUUAGGUAACUAUAUUGUCUCCGAUAAUUCUUUAAAUAAAUUUGUCAGUUCCGAAAAAUUUUGGGGCCAUUUUUUCAAAUCUGAUAACGUUUUGGUUAUUCAUUUAUUAAAUGAGUUAUUUCAAAAUUUGGAUGUUUUCAAAAACUCAGAACAAAAUGAAUUCCAAACUUUUGUUUUUGAAAAAUUGAAGAAUAAUGAAAUAAUGAAAGUUGAUUUCACUUGGUUAUUAACAAAUCAUCAAUUGAUUGAAUUGACCAAUUCAAAUAAUUCAGAUCCAAAUAUUUACCAAGAAUUAAUUAAUAGAAAAAUUGACAUCAAACCAAAUUUCCAAUUAAUUUUAAAACCAGAAUUUGAAUCAAUUCUCAAAUCCUAUCAAAUUCCUUUAUCUCUUAUAGAAAAUGAUUUGAAAACUUUCAAAAACCUUUUACCAAACGUUUCUCCCCAAUCCGAUUUAUUAAAUUUAAAAACCAAAGAUGAAGAUUUAUUAAUUUUCAUUAGUUCUUUUUAUAAACCGUUUUUUGAUAAGCAUUUAGAAAUAGUUCCAUCAGUUUUGAAAUUGCAAAAUCCCGAGUUUUCAAUCAAAAUAUUCAAUCAUAGUUUUGAUAAAUUUAAUAUCAAUGAUUUAUCAAAAGUCGUACAAGAUUUUGUCAAAGAAAACUUAAAGAAACUGUUCACUCCAGAAUUUGUUGAAUUGAUAGGAAACUUUCAAAUUGAAAACAUUCCUUUCAUAAAUGAUUGGUUGUAUAAGACAAUCUUAUAUAUCACUAAAAAGUUUGCUGAAUCAACUGAACUUUCAUCUAAAUUUGAUUCUUUCUUAAUUAAAACUGACCAAAUCAAUUUCUCCAAGUUACCAAUUCUGAUCAUUAAUUCCCAAUUAGAAGUUAUCUUGAAUUCUAAAGAUUGGAUUAAUAACGAAAUUUAUUUAAAUCAUGCUUACUUAUUAAUCAACUCAAAAUCAAUUCAAUACGAAAAAUUAUUACAAAUAUUUAUUAACAAUGAACAUAACUCAUUAUUUCAAUUACCAACAAAUGAAACAAGAGAAGUAAGGAUAAAAUCAGCACUUAUCAUUGAAAGAUUUUUCAAUUUAAAUCCCCUGAAAAAUUCAACUGAGAGCUUUUUAGAUAAUAUUUUGAACUUUUAUUUAGGAUCAAUCAGAAAAGAUGAUUUGGUAUUGAAAAAUAUUAUGAAGACAAUCGAAACUAAUAUCAAUAAAUCAUGGAUUCAUAAAGUAUCAAAUUGGGAUUUUGCUAAUUCUUUAAAUGAAUCUGAUUUGGAGCUAGUUGGUUUUGAAAGAUUAUUCAUCAGAGAUAAAUCAAGUUUCAUUUUGGCUAUAUCGAAGAAUUUCAUAAUUAAUACUAUAAAUAAUAUCAAUAUUUCGGAUGCUUUGAUUUCUUAUAAUUAUAUCGACACAAUUUACGAUGCAGAGUUUUUAUUGUUACUUAUUAUUAAUAAUGAUGAAUUGAUUAGUGAAAUUAACAAUGAAGAAGAAAAUGUUACCCAAAUAAAAAUCGACUUGAAAAAGUUGAUUGAAUCAAGUUUAUUACAAUUUAUAAUAGCUAAUUUAUCCAAUUCCAAUAAGGAUAUCGUCAACAUUACAAAAGUACUCCUAAAUGGUAUGUUGAAAUCGAUUGAAUUACAAGAGUUCAAAGACAAGAACAUAUUCCAGGUUUAUUUAUGUAAUAUAUUAAACACAUUGAAAUCGGAGAAAUUUGAACAUUAUAGUUCAUUAAUCUGGUAUAGUUAUGCCUCAUUAGUUCCAAUUUUAUCUAACCCGGGUCAUUUCUUGUAUGAAAAAGUUUUCAGAUACAUUUUGUCAAAUCCUACAAUCAGUGAAAUACCACUUUUCAAGUCUAUUUCCAACCCCUUUGCUGAUGAAGAGGAACUGUCGAGUCAUGAUUUGUACUACCGUCAAAUCAAUUGGUUAAUAACCGAUUUAAUCCAUGGUACAAAGCAACUUGAUGAUUUAAACAUCAUCAGACUGAAAAAGAUCAUCGAAUGGUUAAUGAAUAUCAAUAAUUCUUUGUAUGCCCCAUUCAAAACCAAGCAAUUGAUUUUGAAUUAUAUUUAUAACUUACAAAAAUUGAAUAACGGAUCGGAUUUAUUAAUCACAAGAUUUGCCAUCUUAUCAAAUUUUGAAAUCAUCAGACAAUCUCUACAGAACGAUAACUUGAUAGAUAAACAGUUGAAGUUGAACAUUGAUCAGAUCUUAUUAAGAUUUGGUAUCACCUUCCAAUCAAAUAAGAGAAUAAAAGAUUGGACUGCAAACGAUUUACCAAAUGUCAUUAAAAGACUUGGUAAAUUAGCACAUUAUUCUUUUGACUUAGUUUUGAUUUCAAUCAUACUCGCAGGUAUUCAUCGUAACACUGGUUUAGUGUUCGAUACUUCCCAUUUCUCAUCUGUCGAUUUCCGUAGAUGGUUUGGCAAUUAUUUAGCUUUUGGUGAAUCCUGUUAUGAUAGAACAGUGUCAAUCUUGAAAUACAGUGGUUAUUUCAAGCAAAGAAACUUGGUUUAUGAUUAUGUCUCGAAAGAAGCUGGUAAGUACUUAAAAGAACAAACUGGUAGAGACUUAAAUGAUUUCUCUAAAGAAAAUUAGAUUUCUUUUCAUAUCUUCAAAUUGGUAAUUCUAG